AUGUCAGCAGAGGUGCUUCGCUUGAAGGAGGAGGGCAAUGCGCUGUUCUGCAAACACGAGUACGCAGCGGCCCACCAGAAGUAUUCGGAUGCUCUUGCACACGAUGACAAGAACGCCGUACUGUAUUCGAAUCGUGCAGCUUGCUCAUUAGGCUUAUCAAGGCGACGCAGAUCGAUCCGAAAUAUGCCAAGGCAUGGGCGCUCUCUUUGCGAGCAUGAAAAAAGCCGAGAAUCUUGGGCGAAAGCUCUUGGUGCCCUUCCGGCUGUGGGUCUCACAGCAGCAGAAGAGAGGCAGAAGAAGCAAUACACAGACGAACUAAAGAAUACCGUUGAGGCACUCAGCAACCGUCCAGGGCAGGUACCGUAUGUCACUGUCAAAGCGGCGGACGCGCCAUGGGUAAGAGCCGAGGCCAUGAGUGCACGGCUACGAACCGAUCCCACACUUAUGCAAAGCAGUGAUUGGAAGGAGGGUCUGAGGAUGAUGAAGCAGCUAAAGACGACCAAAAUCAGAGGGACAAUCGCGCUAUCAGGAUAUACCGGAAAACGGCAGCGCAUUGAUGGGUGGGAUGGUGUACGCCCAGCCUUGGCAGUCACACUUCGUGGGUGGUUGAUGCGAGGCUUCGAGGCCUUGCAAAUUUCAAACAAAGGCGACGUGGCGCUGGAAUUCUACACGCGCGUUCUGGCUGUGCUGGACUGGGGACGGCACGCUUGGCGGAACGUCUCGAUAAAAGACAAAGGUGCCAUUUUCAUGCCCACUAUUGCUCGAGGCAUAAAGUGCUUGCGUCUAGACGCUAUGAUGGUGAACUUGGCUGCAUUCUGGCUGACCAGUAUUUUCGGUAUAUCAAAAGAUAUGUCGCACAGAGCAGGAUCCUCAGCGCGCCUUGACGGAUCUAUACGAGGAGUCCAAUCAAUUACUGGCAGAGAUGGAAACGGCCCCUGCCGUCUCCCCACCCGGUCCGAUCGACCCUGGAUUCUUUCUGUCGUUCUAUCUCUAUCCAAAGGGCGAGGCACAUUCGUAACAUUUCUUCAGUGCGCCACGGAUGCGCUGCUCGCAUGCAGCACGAUCAAGGAGCUACUUCCUGUGAUGAAACGGUUACGGUUAGCUAUCCCAGAAAUGAAGAAGAUCUGGGAGCAUUCGUCAAUGGCAAGGGAGAGAGACAUGGCUCUGCAGCAUACUCUGCGAUGUGAGGAACAAAUCUUGGAGGGUCUCAAGAAGGGAAACUUCAAGCUGGACGACCAAAUCUCGCGUCAGCUGGGAUAA
Molecule: messenger RNA, 1260 nt
Organism: Postia placenta MAD-698-R-SB12
Lineage: Eukaryota; Fungi; Basidiomycota; Agaricomycetes; Polyporales; Adustoporiaceae
Exons: 8
Coding region: 1-1260 (419 amino acids)
Molecular function (GO): protein binding
Source: RefSeq, a predicted model, not a curated record